AUGUGGAUAGAUCGGGACGUCUACCAGAUCGUUCUUAAACUCGAGGAGCAGGAGGAGGAGGGUGGACGCAAACAUCGCCUCACAGUGGGAUCGGUCUACGAUAGCAUCAAGCGCUCGAACUCGAGCUUAGCACGGCAGAAAAAGCGGUCGCUGGAGGACUCGAUCGAGCGGGUGCUUGCGGUGCGGAAGCAGCAGUCCAAGGUUGACGAGGAAGAGGACUCGGACGAUCUACUCGAGGCACAGGAACUCGAGAGGGCAAAGGCGGCAAAGGCGGAGCGCGACGCCAAUCUGCUCAACAGGCAGAUCGCCAAGUCUUGGGGCUUCGCGGGCAACGAAAAGGGGGGCAGCGGCACAAACUCUGCUGCAACGCCUGUAGCAACGCCAGACAUCGCGGGGGUUGCAACCAGCAUGGAGACGCCCAGCGGCGCCGUCCCCGCUGCCUCGUCUGCGUUUGCCCCUGACAGACAGGCGAAUGGGGAACCAAGGCCGAAGAAGAGAAAGGGAACCCCCAAGGAGGUCGACCGGAGCCCCCCCACCAAGAUCUCCAUCCGGGAUAUUGCCGGCAUCGGGCCCACGCUGAAGAUGCUGUUGAAGGAGGUCUGGUUCCCGCUACGCGGCGGCGAGGCUUGCGAGAAGAUGGGCUACCGAUACGACAACGGCGUCUUGCUCCACGGCCCCUCGGGCUGCGGCAAAACUACCCUUGCACAUGCUGUCGCGGGGAGCAUCGGCGUCGCCUUCAUACCCGUUUCUGCCCCGUCCGUGGUGGGCGGCACUUCCGGCGAGUCGGAGAAGAACAUCCGCGACGUGUUCGACGAGGCCAUUCGGCUCGCCCCCUGUCUGGUCUUCUUCGAUGAGAUUGAUGCCAUUGCCGGCAAGCGGGAAAGUGCCAACAAAGGCAUGGAGGGCCGUAUCGUGGCCGAGAUCAUGAACGGGAUGGAUCGGAUCAAGCAGAACACGCCCCUAGGCAAGAAUGUGGUGGUACUGGCUGCUACGAACCGGCCGGACUUCCUGGAUUCUGCCAUCCGUCGCCGGUUCAGCACCGAGAUCGACAUGGGCAUGCCGAGCGAGCGGGCGCGCGAGCAGAUCCUCCGGUCGCUGUCUCGCGACCUGAGCCUCGCCGACGACGUCGACUUCAAGCAGUUGGCGAAGAUGACACCGGGCUAUGUCGGCAGCGAUCUACAAUACGUGGUCAAGGCAGCAGUGUCUGAGAGCUUCCAGGGGAAUCUAAGCCAGCUCCUGGACCAAGCGCGGACUUUGCAUUCCGAACGAGUCCCCGACGACGUCGAGGAAGAGCAGCGCGACUGGCUACUCCUGGAGGACCACAACCAUAUCUCGUGGGGCGACAGCCGCAUCACCAUGGCCCAAUUCAAGACAGCCGUCGCGCGGGUACAGCCCGCGUCCAAACGUGAAGGCUUCAGCACCAUCCCCGACACCACCUGGGCCAACGUCGGCGCCCUCGAGGACGUCCGCAAGAAGCUCGAGAUGUCCAUCAUAGGGCCCAUCAAAAACCCCGAGCUCUUUGCUCGCGUGGGCAUCAAGCCCGCGGCCGGCAUCCUCCUCUGGGGCCCGCCGGGGUGCGGCAAGACGCUCGUGGCCAAAGCCGUGGCCAACGAGUCCAAAGCCAACUUCAUCUCCAUCAAGGGGCCCGAGCUGCUGAACAAGUACGUCGGCGAGUCGGAGCGCGCGGUGCGCCAGCUCUUCGGCCGUGCCAAGUCGUCGGCGCCCUGUAUCCUCUUCUUCGACGAGAUGGACGCGCUCGUGCCCAAGCGCGACGACUCGCUGUCGGACGCGUCCGCCCGCGUCGUCAACACCCUGCUCACCGAGCUCGACGGCGUCGGCGACCGCUCGGGAAUCUACGUCAUCGGCGCCACCAACCGGCCCGACAUCAUCGACGAGGCCAUCCGCCGCCCGGGCCGCCUGGGCACCAGCAUCUACGUGGGGCUGCCCUCGGCCCACGACCGCGUCGCGAUCCUUAAGACGCUGUACCGCAACACGGUCGCCAAGGCACGGAGGGAGGCCGCCGCACCGGAUGCGGACGUGGAUAUGCCGGAUGUUGCGGGCGGCAUAGCGGCAGCGGCAGCGGCAGCGGCGGGCACGCGGGAGGCCGACCUGGAGAAAGUGGCGCUCGAUCUGCGCUGCACGGGCUUCUCGGGCGCCGACCUGGGUAAUCUGAUGCAGGCGGCUGCUCAGGCGUGCCUGGAGAGGGCCUAUGCGAUGGCGGCGCGGGGAGAGGAGAGGGAUUCGGUGGCGUCGGACCCGGUGAUUACCAUGGACGACUGGGAGAAGGCGCUGAACGAGGUGAAGCCGAGCGUCAAGGAUGCCGAGAAGUACGCGCUGGAUGGGUAGGAACCAUUUGACCCGCCGGGGACAUCUGGCAACGGAAUAGAGAAUGGGGAGUCGGGAGUUCUAACGUCAACUACCUAGUACUUACGUACAUGUAUAAAUCUGAUCAAUUCAACGUUUCGGGCGGAUAGACAAUGACCAUGUCUCGUAUACUUACCACCGCAAUAUGGCCGCUGAUGAAUGCCCUAAAUCUGUACGGUGUUCUUCCUGCAUCGCAC
Chaetomium strumarium is the source of this 2561-nucleotide messenger RNA. Its product is annotated as P-loop containing nucleoside triphosphate hydrolase protein. Gene Ontology annotation, biological process: ribosome biogenesis. Gene Ontology annotation, cellular component: nucleus. Lineage: Eukaryota; Fungi; Ascomycota; Sordariomycetes; Sordariales; Chaetomiaceae. The transcript is spliced from 2 exons. The record is from RefSeq and is a predicted model, not a curated record. Bases 1 to 2346 code for a protein of 781 amino acids. Gene Ontology annotation, molecular function: preribosome binding; ATP binding; ATP hydrolysis activity.